Molecule: messenger RNA, 1590 nt
Organism: Gryllus bimaculatus (two-spotted cricket)
Lineage: Eukaryota; Metazoa; Arthropoda; Insecta; Orthoptera; Gryllidae
Source: the annotation of a GenBank genome assembly
CAUCAGCGGGCAAUAUGAAAGUAACAAAUAAUAACCGCGCACAUUAACUUAUAUGUAGUUACAUUUACUUCAUGAGACUCAAAGUAGUUUUUGAUGCAGUUCAAGUGUGAGUUUGAUACUCUUCUUGAAGAAUCGUGUUCAAAUUUCUCCGUUCGGUACUGCUUUUGUUGGCUGUCCUGCAAUUUCAGUGAGUGUAGUAGUGUCAAGCGCGCAAAAAUGUUCAAUGAUUUCAAAUACGAAAUAGCAUAUUAAUGCUAAAGUAUCUUCUUAAAAUGUCUUUAUUACACCAGCCAGAACAUGUUGAUGAAGAUAACGUUUUAGUUGCUACAUUAGACAGUGUCAAAGUUUUAUUACAGUUAUUGAAGGCUAUAAAUUUCAGAGAGUGUGGAAUUAUAUUUGCUACAGAAAAAGGACUGAAAGUGACUGUUGAAGAUUCUAAAUCUAUUCAAGCUAGUGCAUUUAUUUCCGAAGAUGUGUUUGAGACCUACACACUUAAUGCAGAAGAAGUUGUUUUUAAGAUUAAUUUGAAUGUUUUAAAAGAAUGCUUGAAUAGUAUGUCAUCUAGCAACUACAUUGCACUGAAGAUAUCUUACAAAGGUUAUGGAGAUUCUCUUCGACUAAUCAUGUCACAAGGUAGUUCAAUAACAGGCUGCAGUAUCAAGACCAUGGAGCCAGAGCAGAUGCUUGAUUUCCACACAGGAACCCUCAACAUUAUUAAUAAAGUAAUGUUACGUUCAGAAUAUUUGAAAGAAGUCUUUAAUGAACUAGAUCCAAUGGCGGAAUAUGUAGAGUUCAUAUUAUCACCAAACACUCCUUACUUUCGUUUAUCCACACACAGUAUAGGAGGAGAUUGCAGGGUUGACAUACCAAAGGAUUGUGAUAUGAUUGAAUCAUUUCAGUGUACAUCUCUGACAGCUGCAAAGUACAAACUGAGUCAUAUCAAGCCAUCUUGUAAACCUCUUUCACUGUCUCAAAAAGUUUCAAUUUCAACGGAUGAAAGAGGACUUUUGUGCUUUCAGUAUAUGAUUAGAAUUGAGAACUAUAAUGGUUACAUAGAAUACUAUUGUACUCCAAUAGUGGAUUCUUAUGAUGAUUGAUCAGGGGCCAUCAACAAAGGAAUCUGAAGAUACACUUUGUUUAUCUUUUAUCUUAUUUGUGUUAUUAAUAGUGAUAUUUUAAUGUUAAUCUUUGAAUAAUUAGUGUCAAGAUUCAGAUAACGACUAUUUGAUUUGAUGUAAUAUUCAUUGAAAUGAGUAGGUUCUUAAAGAAUGAACAUUGUUUAUGACAUAUCAGUAAAUAAUUACUAUUUAAUGUUAGAACUUGAAUAAAAUAGAAACAAUUGUAUAAUGAAUAAUUCUUCCUGAGAAGGUUUUAGUAACAAUUUUAAAAUGUGUAAUCAAUUAUACUUUGGUGUCGAUAUAAGAUUUGAUAUAUUUUCAAAAGACAUCUUAUUGUGAUAUUGAGUGAAUGUAAUAGUAUAUUGUAAGAUCAUGUUGGAUGUACUAAGAAUUGACUAAAUUAAAAGAAGAAAUAAUACAUUAUUGUUUUCUUUCUUUUCCACAGUAAGUAAAUGGUUGAAAAAAUAAAUUA